UAAGAAAAAAGAUUCCUCGAAGAUGCCAAAACGUAGGAAGAAGGUAAUUGAACACAUUUUUAGUUAUACAAUUGUUUGAAAAUGUUGAAAUCAAGUAUUAGUUGGGGUUUGUAGAUUGAUUAGUGUUUUUUGUCUAUUUUACAUGUACAACAACCAUUGAGUUAUGUGGAUUUGUUGAAUGCCCUUGAUUUUCCCAUGGGUGAAGAGAGGGCGGAGGAAAUAUCCAUACCUAUUUCAUCAAUGGCGAACCCUCCUCCUUGCACUAGAGAAGCAUCUCAGGAUCCGGUAAUAGCAACAGUUUCUACUUCAAUGGUGAGCCAUCCUCAGUCCAUUGGAGAAGCAUCUCAGGCACAUACCCCUUCGCGGUACGACCAUAACAUGGAUCCAUUUAAGUAUGUCUUCAAGAAAAAUCCUAAGAGUGACAAGGAGAGGAGAGCGAAGACAUUAGCUCCUAAAUCAACCGAUGAGCCAUCUAUAGAGCCACGUACUGCAUCGAAGAGGCUUAAUUUUGAUGAUCCACCACAAGUUUAGGAUCAUAUAGUGUUAGUUUUGGUCAUAGAAUGACCAAUACAUGUAGAUAUAUUCUACAUUUUUAUUGUAUAUCGA
This is a messenger RNA of Cryptomeria japonica (Japanese cedar), 606 nucleotides long. RefSeq lists its product as uncharacterized. The record is from RefSeq and is a predicted model, not a curated record. The coding region runs from base 196 to 531 and encodes 111 amino acids. The transcript is spliced from 5 exons. NCBI's taxonomy places the organism in Eukaryota, Viridiplantae, Streptophyta, Pinopsida, Cupressales, Cupressaceae.